GCCAGCCAUCUCACAGCCCCGCAGCGGGGCUGGUAUUUGGCCUGUAUGGCCCGCGGCUGACGAAGUCCUCCGGAAACGCGCUGGCCCUCCGUGGCCCUCUGGCGGCCGCCGCGCGCUGCGCACGACUCGCCACUUGGAACGCGUUGUGCUUCAUCAGCUCGACGGACAGGAGCUGGCUCCAGUGGUUGACGAUGCUCUCUCGGAAAGCUGUGUCCUCCUCCCUGGGAAUGGAUGUGGGGCGAGGCUUUCGCUUGGCGAGCAUCUUGAGAAAGUCCAUGGUCUUGUCUCCCCAUCUGCCGAAUGUCUCAGCAGCGAGGGGCACGAAGCGGAAGCCGGCUGCUUGGGUGAUUGGUCCAUACUUGUCGAUCUUGUCUUUCUCCGCAAGCUGAGCCGCCUUGCCACCUGGAAGCUGUGCACUACGCCGGUUGACUAUUCGGUGGAAGGGGAUGGGGGAGUUGUCAGGGCGGCAGGGGUGGGCGAUGGUGACAUCGAUCAGGUAGUCACGGCCGUCGAUCACGCAGUAGAUGUUCAUACGCUGGCUUUUGGGGUUGUCGUCGGGCGGGGUCAUAGCGAGGCUGUGCAGAGACACGUCCACAUUGGAGGGAACAUCUGCCUCAGCCAGGAUGCGAACAAACAAGUUGCGCAU
Messenger RNA from Vitrella brassicaformis, 646 nucleotides. NCBI's taxonomy places the organism in Eukaryota, Vitrellaceae. The record is from the annotation of a GenBank genome assembly.